AUGUUCGAAAAGGUUGGACCUGUUGGUGGUGACAAGGGGUCUCCAUUCGACGAUGGUGUUUCCACCGAUGUGAUGAAAGUAACUGUCGCGGCAGAUGAAUUCAGUAUAACUUAUAUCGAGGUCUUAUACGCAAAUGAAAAAGAAGGAAGAGCCGAAAUCGUUAGUCACGGGACGAAACGAGGGGAAAUAAAAGAGUUUUUAGUGGCUUAUCCGAAAGAAAAUAUCAUAUCCGUUGGUGGAAGCUACGAUCAUAUUUUUACGUAUGAUACAACGCUUAUCACGUCGCUAUACUUCGAACUCAGCACUGGAAGAACAUCUCCGAAAUUCGGAAAAACGAGUGGAACAGAAUUCUUGCUCAAAGGUGAAAGUGGAGGAAAGCUUGUUGGAUUCUUUGGACGCAGUGGUCAGGCUAUUGAUGCCAUUGGGGCCUACUUCGAGACCAAAUCUGAUGGACCACAAAAGUUGGAGUCACACGGAGGUGGUAAUGAAGGAGCUUAA
Microthlaspi erraticum is the source of this 498-nucleotide messenger RNA. NCBI's taxonomy places the organism in Eukaryota, Viridiplantae, Streptophyta, Magnoliopsida, Brassicales, Brassicaceae. The record is from the annotation of a GenBank genome assembly.